Electrophorus electricus (electric eel) is the source of this 3691-nucleotide messenger RNA. RefSeq names its product myoneurin (gene mynn). Gene Ontology annotation, cellular component: nucleus. NCBI's taxonomy places the organism in Eukaryota, Metazoa, Chordata, Actinopteri, Gymnotiformes, Gymnotidae. The record is from RefSeq and is a predicted model, not a curated record. Gene Ontology annotation, biological process: regulation of transcription by RNA polymerase II. Gene Ontology annotation, molecular function: protein binding; DNA binding; DNA-binding transcription factor activity, RNA polymerase II-specific.
AUAGAGCUUUCUGAAAGUUGUCCAGCUAAUUAUAUAUUUAUCUUAACGUCUGACCUAUUCAGAUAUAUCUUAACAUGAUACUAACCGUACCGUUGAAGUUGAUUACCUGUGAAAUUCCCAAUAUUCGUCGUGUCACACAUCAUGACGCAUAUUUCUCACAGCGAUUUUCUCCUGGAGCAACUGAAAAAGCAGCGCGAAAGAGGCUUCCUAUGCGACUGCACGGUUGUAAUAGGACAGGCACGGUAUGCAGCACACCAUAAUGUCUUGGCCGCCUUCAGCGAGUAUUUCUCAACUCAGUGUAUUGAGGCAGGAAGAGAAGACGCCACCAUAACGUUGGAUGCAGAGUGGGUGAAUGCUACAGUGUUUGAGAAAUUACUGGAUUACAUGUAUACGGGGAACCUGAUCAUGGAUGGCGAUGAAGUUUCAAGCAUUGAAAAAGCAGCAUCUUACCUUGGAAUUCAAGAGGUGGUGACUCGCUGUGCCCUACCUGAGAGAGAUGUCAAAGACAACCCUGCAGACUUGGCAAGGGACGCCUUCUACACAGAUCCCCGUUCUCCACUGAGUCCAGACGACUAUGACCCACUGGAACCGAUCGAGGAGGUGGAGGCCCGAGAAAGACUAAGAGAGGAGGGAGAGAAGAAAGGCAUCUUGCAGGAAGAGGCAGCUUCCAAUGAAGAAUCCCAUUCAUCCAGUGAACAGACUGCCCAGAACAUUGAGAAGAGGAGCCGGAAGCCCAAAACGCGACUUUAUGAGGAGGUCGCAGAGAGAAAGAGCCCUGUUUCACCCAGAGGGAGAGGACGAGGAAGGGGCAGGCCAAGAGGUCGGCCGCGAACGAGGCCCUUGGCUCCUGAUAAAACGGUUCUUGUGGCAACAGAAAAGAGCUCGCAUGCAGAGGGGACUGGAGCAGGAAGAGGCAGCGGAAGGCCGAGAGGCCGUCCACGGACCAGGCCGCUGUCCUCCGAGGCAGCAGAUUCUACCAGCGCUGAAGACAGCAUGAUGGUAGUGAACGACAAGGAGACCGAAGGCACUAGACCUAAACGAGGCCGACCCCAAACCAGGCCCGUGUCCUCCGGCCUGCCUGUUGGAGAGGCAGAGGAUGUAAACACGAAAGAAGUCAAGACUGUAGAGGAAGGAGAAUCACGGGCCAAGUCAGAGGUGGAAAACGCUAAAGAGGUCGUGGUGGCUAAGCGAGGGAGAGGCCGGCCACGGACGAGACCGCUGCCUCCUGAGGUGUUGGGAGCGGCAGGGGCCGAGGAAUCCGCAGCGUCCACGCAAGUAAAAGAAACAGAAGGGGUGGUACGCAAGAGAGGCAGGCCUCGCACCAAGCCACUGCCCUCCGAGGUGUCCAAGCCCUCGAACCUAGACCGUGGUGUGGAACAAGAAACCGCAGAGCAAGAAGAGAGGGCAGACCAGGAGAAGGACAGGCCACAGACGCCGCCCUCUGAAGCCACCAAUGAAGGCGCCACUGUUGGCGACAACUUUUCACAAAGCGACGAGGCCCUGGGCGAGGCGGCCCCCGAUGCCAGCCCAUCCAAGAAACUGCGUGUGAGCACCAGGAAGAGGAGCAUGAGCAGGAAGCUGCGGGAGAGCCAAGCCAGCAAGGAAGAGAAUGAUGAUGAGGCAGAAGAGGACGGGGCGGGCGUGGACGAAUGGGGCAUGGAGGAGAUGGAGGAGGAGGAGGAGGAGGAGGAGGAAGAGGAAGAAGAGGAGGAGGAGGAGGAUGUCAAGCUGCUUCAGGACAAGCUCCGCCCCAUUUGCAACGUCUGUGGGAACCUGUUCUCGGAGAUGAGCAGCCUGCGAAGGCACAUGCGCAUCCACAAGGGCAUCAAGCCCUAUCAGUGCCAGCUGUGUGGCCGCUGCUUCCGGCAGGGCAACCAGCUCAAGACACACAUGCGCAUUCACACAGGAGAGAAGCCAUUUGCCUGCAGCCGCUGUGAUGCACGCUUUGCGCAGAAAUGUCAGUUGGUCUACCACUGCCGCAUGCACCACGGAGAAGAGAAGCCUCACAAGUGCGAUGCCUGCCCUGCGGCCUUCGCCACGUCCAGCAACCUGAAAAUCCACAUGAGGACACACAGUGGAGAAAAGCCCUAUGAGUGUGGGGAGUGCGGCAAGCGUUUCACCCAGGCAAGCACUCUGAUGUACCACAAGCGACGGCACACGGGGGAGAAACCCUAUAUUUGUGACACAUGUGGCAUGUCAUUUGCUGUGUCCAGCUCUCUCAUUGCACACUCCAGAAAACACACAGGAGUGACACCUUACAUCUGCUUGGACUGCGGGAAACCCUGCUUAACAUCUGGGGAACUUAGGAAACAUAUGGACAUCCACAAUGGCUCAAGAAGAGUGACAUGUAACAUAUGUGGAAAUUCCCUCUCAGACAUUUAUAGUCUAAAGAAGCACAGGGCUCUAAAACACAAUGCUCCUCCAGAGCAAGACAGCGAUCCACCAAAAAAUGAGACAAUCCAGUGUCCAAUCAACAUCCCGAUAGACCACCAAGGUCUGAUAGCUCGAGUGCGCUCCGCUCUAGCUGAUUCUCCAGAACCAAGCUUUCCAGCAGAAUCCACAUUGCCUUCAGAGACCUCCGUGAUCAUCCAUCAGCCAGAGGUGCCGAUGAUCAUCCAACAUUCGGAAGCUUCGGGAUCUCCAAUGAUCAUCCAGCAUUCGGAUGCCUCAGACGCACCAGUGAUUAUCCAGCAUGAGGAAUCUGCGGGAACGCAGAUGAUCUCAGGGACACCGAUGAUCAUCCAGCACGCUGAAUCUUCAGAGGCAUCUGUGAUCAUCCAGCAUGCAGAAUCUUCUGAGACCCCGAUGAUCAUCCAGCACGGAGAGGCCACAGGAUCACCAAUGAUCAUCCAACAUGAAGAGUCCUCAGAAGCCCCCAUGCUUAUCCAGCAUGCAGAUUCCUCAGAGCAAGUUAGUUAUGUGGUAGAGCAGUAUGAAAUUCCUGCAUCCUCAGAGAUGGAGCAUGCUCAAAUUGUCAUUGUCCAGACUAUCGAUUAAGGUGGCUGGCCUUGCCUCCAUAUUGAAUGUCUCCUUUGAAGAAAAUCCGGUCUCUGUCACAUAUAAUACCAUGGUCCUACAGUUGUAUUAGGGUCACAGCCAUCCCCCAUUUUCAAUCUUUAAUGUAUUUCACAGACAUCAGUGCCAGAGGGUCAUUGUGUCCUUUUUUUUUUUUUUUUCUUUACCCCCCCCCCCCCCCAAGAUUGAAAAUCCAGUUAAUAUUCCUGAUCGUCUGUACAUUGUUGUACCCAGUUUGAUUUUAUAUUUGUAUGAUUUAAACAGUGACUUUGAAAAUGUAAUGGUAUCCCAUAACUGCUCAAUGGAAGCAGUGCUUAAGUUAAUGUUGUGCUCUUUAAUAUGACAUCUACACCUAUAACAUUUUAUUACAUAUUGCUACUAAAAAUAAUUAUUCUUUGGGGGUCAGUUUGACAUGAUGAUAAUUUAUCAAUUAUUUGUUGUGUGUUUCUCUGAUGUGAUUUUGAAAACUAUUUUGUGCAACUGUGAUACAAAAUAGACAUCCAUAGCAUAUUAUAUUACUUGUACCCCUUACGCCUGAAAAAUAAACUUGGUCACGUUUUUUUUAAAUAUCUAUUCUGACCAUAUUGUACUACAGAUUUUGCCACAAGAGGUCGUCGUACAGUUCGCGCAGGGUGUUAAUGUUGCUAUAGGAACACAAAUAAAGUGAAACAUUUCA